Rhopalosiphum padi (bird cherry-oat aphid) is the source of this 2442-nucleotide messenger RNA. RefSeq lists its product as uncharacterized. The transcript has 3 exons. Gene Ontology annotation, biological process: cellular response to hydrogen peroxide. The record is from RefSeq and is a predicted model, not a curated record. Bases 306 to 851 code for a protein of 181 amino acids. NCBI's taxonomy places the organism in Eukaryota, Metazoa, Arthropoda, Insecta, Hemiptera, Aphididae.
ACUGUGCUGUUUGUUUUGAUUACAAUUUAAUGACGAAUAAAAAGAUUAGUGACUAGUGCGCACAAAAACAACGUAAAAAAAAAACUGUUGUGAUUAUUAUUUACUGUUUACAAAUACGGAAGAAUUUUUAAUCAAAUCUACACUGAAUCAAACCCAUAGGACCCGAUAUUCUGUCGUGAGCACUAAGGUUGUUUGAGCAAUCCGACGACGCGUUUGUAAGUAAAACGGUACGAAUCCAGAGUGUCGUUUGGUCCAAGAAAAACAAUUGCGCAUUUAGCGGUUUUAACCAGGCAUAGAAUGAGAAGAUGGCUGCUACUCUGCUAGAGAAUACAAAAGGGAUGACCGAUUCCGAAACUCAUCUGUUGUCUUUCAGUCUCGAUAAUUUGGAGAUCGACCCCACCAGACCUCAUAAGUAUCCCGGGAACGUUGUGGAAAAGGACAAUGACAAUAAAGAACCAUAUCCAACUGGUUGUGUAAUAUGCCGUUGUAUGAAUACAAAAUCACUAACCUGUGCGUAUCCUCAAAAACAAAAUUCUGAAUUGUCAUCAAAAGAUUGCAUUCUAAGGCCUCCUAAGCUAAACAGAGUGGAGAGGUGUAAGCAACAAUAUGCAGCAGCAUCUCCUGUACCUGUCAAUCGAAGGUUUAAUCGUAAACAAUUAAACCGAAAAUGGUCAACCGAUGACGAAUUUCUAUCGGAAUUAUCAUUGAACAAUAAUAAUAAUAGUAAUGAGUGUACCAAUGUCAUACCAUGUACAGACGAUGUAACAAUUGACGAGUUAGCCAGUUAUUUUGAAGAUCUAGUACACAUUCCUAAAAAAAUGUCUGACAUGGCUGAACUGAUGUACAAUUAAACAUAUACAUAUAGAUCAUUUAUUGUUAUUCUGUUUGUUUCUCUUUUAGGUAAACUUUUACCAACUUAAAUAAUAAUAAUAAUUUGUUGAAUCAUAUUCAAUUGUUAUAUUAUGUAUAGCAAAUGAGAAUACUGAUUUAAAUGUUAAAUAUGAAUUGUUGUCAACAAUCGUUUUAAAAGACCAAGUCAUGUAACAGUAUAAUUAUAUAGUCACUUUUUGUAUAAUCAUAUGAUGUGUACAAGGAAGUAAAUUACUAAUACUUCAUUACUAUUCGUUAUGUAAUAUACUGAUAGUCAAGUGUGUAUUCUCAAUAACUUUUUACUAAAAUAGGUUGGUUGUAAGAAUAAAAAUUAAAUAUAUAUCUACUUAUCACUUUAAUUAAUUUAGAAUUUAAUUUCUCAAAUGCAUAUAGUUAAUUAUCUAAAAUUAUACAAAUUCUAUAUUAUAUUCACAUGUAUUUUUGAUUAAUUAUUUUACAACUAUAUUGUAAAACGAGUUGCACAUUUAACAUUUUUAAUUAAUUAAGUUUAAUAAAUGAAGCCAGCGUUUACAGAAUUACAAAAUAUUUAAAGAAAAUUAUUUAUCAUUAGUCAUGAAUAAAAUGAAAUUGUAUUAGUUUUUUAAAUUUGAUUAAAUAAAGACGAAAUUUGUACUAUUUUGAAUAAAGUUAUGUAAAAUGUAUUUUGCAGAAAUCAUUAAAUAAUAUUAGCUAUUACCUAAAUUAUGAACAGUUAUUGGAUUUUAAAUUUGUGCAAAAUACCAUGACACAGGUAGAGAUUAUAUGAAUAUUAAAAUGUAAUAAUUGAUCAAAAUUUGCAUGUAAUAAUUUUUAUUACUAUUAACAAAAUAAUGUUAUCUUUAUAAUUUAAAUUUAUUAUUUUUUUUUUUUUUGUAGAACAUAUUUAUUCAUUUUUAAUCAUACAAAAUAAUAAGCUUUCAAAUUUCUAGAGUUUAUAAAUAUAUCUUGUUUGAUUGUAUAAUUAUAUACAUGUGUAAUUUUAAUUAAACAUUGUUUUAUUUUAAUUCAAACAACCAAACCAAAUUAAUUUUAGUAAUAUUACCUAUAUGUUUUGUUUUGAAAUUUAUAUACGUACUUAUAAUUAUAUGUUUUAUUUAUCUAUUAAAGUAUUUUAUUAAUAAUUUUUUUUCUGGAAAGGGUAAUUAUUUGUCAAAUUAAUGAGUGUUAGCAUUCUCUUGUUAUGUCAAAUAUAUGUGAUUUUACAGAUGACUAUUAUUAUCAAUUAAAAUUAAAUUUUUAAAAAUAUAAAUUUAAAAUAAAGAAGACUUAUUGUUUUAAUUCCAUAGUUUUUUAAAGUAAAUAAAAAUUAAUUUAACUGCCCAAUAAUACAAGUCAUCUUUAGUAGUUAUUAAAAAUAUUUUGUAAAAUGUGUGUGAUAAAUAAUGAAGUCGCAGCAUCAUAACACCAAGCAUUCCAUAUAUUUGAUAUCGUUUUUCAGGACAUGCUCAAUAAAUUAUCAUACAAACUGUAAUCAGAAAUGUAUUAAAUCAUAAUUCUACCAAAACAUGACCAUUUAUAUCAUUGGCAGUGUAUCUUAUAAAAAUAAAACCAAUCGAUCAUUGAUUAUUAGAA